AUGGAUCGCAUUAAGGAGGUUUUCAAUAGCAGCAUGGUUGAUUUCCGGAAAAAAUUGAGCGGAUACAAGGAAAAGAUACUGCAGAAACUUCACUUGUCAAAGGAGCAAAGAAAAGAGCUUGUAGAAAGACUGAAGGUGCCCAGGUUCAAAGGCGUAUUCAAGAAAGCUGCACACCAAUGGAUGUCUGAUACAUGUAUCAACUUCAUACCGACCAAAUUCGCGCAAGACAGCAUUCGAGUAUUUGCGGAAGACGGAUGUUGGUCUUUCGUUGGUAGACUUGGUGGUGUGCGAAACCUCUCCCUGGGUCAAGGCUGUGAAUCGGUAUGA
This is a messenger RNA of Ostertagia ostertagi, 327 nucleotides long. NCBI's taxonomy places the organism in Eukaryota, Metazoa, Nematoda, Chromadorea, Rhabditida, Trichostrongylidae. The record is from the annotation of a GenBank genome assembly.